Messenger RNA from Carcharodon carcharias (great white shark), 942 nucleotides. Its product is annotated as protein PELPK1-like. Lineage: Eukaryota; Metazoa; Chordata; Chondrichthyes; Lamniformes; Lamnidae. The transcript has 2 exons. The record is from RefSeq and is a predicted model, not a curated record. The coding region runs from base 1 to 942 and encodes 313 amino acids.
AUGUACCCGAGAGUCCAGAGCUCCCCCAUGUGCAAAGAAUCCCGAGAUCCCCAGUGUCCAGAGCUCUCCAGUGUGCCCAAGAUUCCAGAGCUGCCCAGUGCACCCGAGGGUCCAGGGAUCCCAAGUGCACAUGAGGGUCCAGAGAUCACCAGUAUGCCCCAGUGGCCAGAGACCCCUCGUGUACGAGACAGUCCAGAGCUCUCUAGGGUGCUUGAGAGUCCACAGAUCCCCAAUGUACCCGAGAGUCCAGAGCUCCCCACUGUGCCCAAAAGUCCAGAGCUCCCAAGUUGCCCAUGUCCAGAGCUCGCCAGUAUCCCCGAGAGUCCAGAGCUCCCAAGUGAACACAGUCCAGAGCCCCCCAGUAAACAGAGUCCAGAGCUGCCCAGUGUACCUGAGAGUUCUGAGCUCCCCAAUGUACCAGAGAGUCUAGAAAGCCCCAGUGUACGAAAGAGCCCAGAGCUCCCCAGUGCAGUUGAAAGUCCAGAGCAGCCCCGAGAAUCCAGAGCUCUCCAGUGUACCCAUGAAUUCAAAGCUCCCCAGUGCAAAAGGAGCCCAGGGCUCCUCAAUGUACCCAAGAAUCCUGAGCUCCUCGAUGUACUGCAGAGUCCAGAACUCCCUAGUGUACGUGAGAGUCCAGAGCUCCCCAGUGAACCUAAGGGUCCAGAGGUCCCCAGUGUACCUAGUGAGCGCAACAGCCCAGAGGUCCCUAGUGUACCAAAGAGUCCAGAGCUCCCCAGUGUACCUGAGAGUCCAGAGCUCCUCUGCAUGCCCAAGAGCCCAGAGCUCUCUAGUGAACCCGAGAGUCUAGAACUCCCCAGUGUUCCCGAAAGUCCAGAGCUCCCCAGAGCACCAGAGAGUCCAGAGCUCCCCAGUGUUCCUGAUUGUCCAGAACUCUCUUGUGUACCCAACAGUCCAGAGAUAUCAGCCCCCCGAGAAUCCUGA